Molecule: messenger RNA, 1051 nt
Organism: Fusarium oxysporum Fo47
Lineage: Eukaryota; Fungi; Ascomycota; Sordariomycetes; Hypocreales; Nectriaceae
Product: coactosin family protein
Exons: 1
Coding region: 270-710 (146 amino acids)
Biological process (GO): regulation of actin filament polymerization
Cellular component (GO): actin filament; plasma membrane; site of polarized growth
Molecular function (GO): actin filament binding
Source: RefSeq, a predicted model, not a curated record
GGGGGAGAAAUCGCAGAGGCAAGGCACAGAGAGGGCCCCUGAACUCCUGAGUUUGUCUUGUCUUUUGAGGCCUGAUCCAAGCUUGAACCCUUUCUCUAUCCCUCUGCCGUCUUCCGAUACAGAGCUUUUGUUGGUUGAUCUCACUCGCACACUACGUACCCAGGCCCAGUUUAUUCCUUCGCGCCGAGCCUACCCUCUACAAUCUGAUUCGAAAGCGCACCGACCGAUCCAAUCUCUAUAUCUGCGACGAAUUAUACACACAUAUCACAAUGUCGGGUCUCGACGCACCAGAAGUCAGCGCAGCCUACGACGCCGUGCGCUCAGACAAAGAUGAGACAAACUGGCUGCUCAUCUCGUACGCGUCGGCCGUGGGGAACAAGCUGAGCCUCACCAAGACGGGAACAGGCGGUCUGGCCGAGAUGGUCAAGGAGCUGGACGACGGGCAGGUGCAGUACGGCUACGUGCGCGUCGAGUACGCCAACGACAAGGAGAGCAAGCGUGUCAAGUUUGCGCUGGUCGUCUGGAUCGGAGAGAACACAAAGGUCAUGCGCAAAGCACGCGUUAGCAUCGAGAGCGGCGACGUCAAGAGGCAGCUCUCGCAUCAUAGCAUCGCGGUCACCACGGGGGAUCGGUCCGAGCUGGAUGAGGGGGAUAUCGUUGUGAGGUUGAGGAAGGCUGGCGGUGCUGAUUACAACGGAGGUCGGGGUUGAGAUACGCGACGAUAGCUUCAUGAUGUCGUAUCUACAUACAUAUCUUGCCCGUACAUAUCAUGAGAUACAGCGUUUACGGCUCGUUAUCUUGGACGAACCGGUCACGUGCGUGCUGGAGAUAGACGGCAGUUCAUUAUCUAUCACGGAAAUGUCGCCGGACUUCUUAGAUAGGAAUAAGGCGCAUCCAAGGAACGAGGGGUAACGAUGUUUACGAUAGAACCGGUUUCCCAAGCUCAAUACCCCAAACUUUGUGAUAACUAGCCAAGGCUAUCAAUCCUUCAACCACGUUAGAUGGCAGGAUUGCCGGGCGCGCGGGUGCUGAUACCCUGACGAUCACAUAC